ACCUUUGCGAUGGGUAUUGACGGCCGCCUCAAGCCACCGCUUUACCUACUCGAGAGGAGGCCGUUAGCAAUGCAACACAAAGCCGUGACCCUGGCCGCCCACUGCAUCCCAGCUGCGGCCGUGGCUGUCCUCGUGCUGCACAUAUGGGGGAAGCCUCCCAUCGUACCGGCAUGGUCGAUGGGCCUCUGCUGCUGCUGCUGGUGUCGCGACACACCACGCGUCGUGUUCUGGGGUCCGAGUGCCGUCUGUGUGCUCAUUAUGCUGCACUGGAUGCCUCGGACAGGCCGCCACCUGAUCCGUUGUCCUGACCAUUGUAGCUGUUGUGGGUGUCCGGUGGCGGUAGGUAGCGUCCCGCCGAACUGGCCAUCGAUAUCGCCUCCACCUGCACGCCGGCAUGGUCGAUGGGCCUCUGCUGCUGCUGCUGGUGGUGUCGCGUGGGAGCGCGGUAGGCGGGGCGAGAGGCGUAGUUGUGGUGAUGACAGCGAGGCUCCUGGGGCCUCAAAUACGGGUAGGCGUGGGCAUAGAUGUCGACGUAUCGGUUGCUGCCCUGAUAGUGUGUGCGGUUGACGUAGACGGGGAAUCCCAUUGGAAUCGGUUUUGGAGUAGAGGGAAACGUAUGGAAAAACCUUUCCUUCGGUUUGUACCCCUGGACGCGUCCGAUGAGUGAGGAAGCAUACUGCCAGCCGCUGCGGGCCCUCCUCUCUGCUUGCAAUGCUCAUCAUUCCCCCUCCGAGUCCCUCCGACGC
Molecule: messenger RNA, 746 nt
Organism: Vitrella brassicaformis
Lineage: Eukaryota; Vitrellaceae
Source: the annotation of a GenBank genome assembly